AUGAUUCAGAAGAACGAGAACAUCUUGUUGAGGUCUAUCAAACAGAUAAGGGAUGAGGAUACGCAGAUGGCACACCGGCAACUCGUAGAUGAGCAUUUUUUGGUGGUCGAGGUCAUCUACACUGGGGUGAUGCGGGAUGCUGCGAGAUUAAAAAAACUGCUGACCGACUCCAAGGGGCUAAUAUUUGACACAGGAGUGUUCACGGAAGAGGGAUUGGUCGACCUUCUCAGGAAAGCCAAAUUACCGAAGGGUUUAAGUUUCCCCUUUGAGUUGGAGGUAGCAGGGUUACAUGAACUGGAAGAGGUAUCAACUGUUAGUGUAUCCGCAGUUGGCAUGAAAAUCAUCACGGUAAUAGGAAUACCCCUGGUGGAUUUCCAAGCAUUCGACGUUAUGCUGAUGCAUAGCAUUCCUGUGCGGACAACGAACGGGUAUCACUCGUACUUGGAGGCAUCAAAUGCGCUUCUGGUCGUACAUGGCGCAACACAUCAGUACGUGCCAAUGACCGAGGGGCAAUUGAAUUGCUGCAAGAGAGUUCGGGGACAAUACUUAUGCACCGACUCUUUGCCGAUUCAAAAAAUAAGAGUCACUAGCCCUUGUGAGGUGCGAAUGUACCUGAGCCCAGAUAAGAUACCGGAAACGUGUAGAACGAGACAUCUGCGGCUACAAGGUCUCACCCUUAUCAAAAUGCGGAAGACUAACGCAUGGUUCUACGUGGCACCGGAACCUGAAGCAAUUGCCAUAGCUUGCGGAGAGGGGAAAAUUCGAGACACCCUUCAAGGUUCAGGAAUAAUGCGGAUAGAGGAUUUCUGUGAGGUUAUCGCUCCUGAUUUCACUAUCCGUGGCCGAAAGUCAAAGGAAACAAUCUGGGAGAAUCAUAUUCAGCCUAGACUGAACUUGACACUAAGUAAUGACACCAUUACGCAACUACAGCAGCAGGACCAUAACGUGAGCGACAUUCGACUCACAAACGUCAUAGGGAACCUGAAGGAAUUGGAGGACCUUCAUGUGCAGCUAGAGACCGAAAAGGAAGAUCUAGGGAAGCUUCAAAAGAAAUUCGACUAUCAGGAAUUUCUACUCCACCCAUCAUCAAUAUUUUCAGUGGUCAUGGUGGUUCUUGCCCUUGUUUAG
Messenger RNA from Diachasmimorpha longicaudata, 1128 nucleotides. RefSeq lists its product as uncharacterized. Lineage: Eukaryota; Metazoa; Arthropoda; Insecta; Hymenoptera; Braconidae. The coding region runs from base 1 to 1128 and encodes 375 amino acids. The transcript is spliced from 2 exons. The record is from RefSeq and is a predicted model, not a curated record.